Molecule: messenger RNA, 1361 nt
Organism: Abrus precatorius (Indian licorice)
Lineage: Eukaryota; Viridiplantae; Streptophyta; Magnoliopsida; Fabales; Fabaceae
Product: protein OVEREXPRESSOR OF CATIONIC PEROXIDASE 3
Exons: 4
Coding region: 57-1004 (315 amino acids)
Biological process (GO): regulation of transcription by RNA polymerase II
Cellular component (GO): nucleus
Molecular function (GO): DNA-binding transcription factor activity, RNA polymerase II-specific; DNA binding
Source: RefSeq, a predicted model, not a curated record
UAUAGAAAUUAUGAAGGAAAAAUAUCCAAAACCCUCCUCAGAGUCCUUCUCCAACAAUGGCUAUGGCGGUUCAGUGCAUGUCAUGUGCUCGCUUCGUUCCUUUGCAAUGGCAACGCAAACCCCUUCUCUGCUCCCUCUUCCUCUCUCUCUCUUCUCCCUCUCGCAAUUUCAACCUCUCUUCUUCAUUCGUUGCCGCCACUUCUCGGAACAAGAACAAAAACAAGAAAAGUUUGGCUCCGAGUGAUGUUUCUGAGGAGGACGCGUUUGAGAUGCUAUUCAAGCAGCUCGAAGAAGAUCUCAAAAACGACGAUUUGUCGAAAGGUGACGACGAAAGUGAGGAGAUAACUGAGGAAGAUAUUGCCGCGUUCGAGCGUGAGUUAGGAGAUGCAUUGGGAGACUUUGACGCUGAAUUGUUGAACUCGGAUUCGAGCGACGCAGAAAAUGGCAAUGAUGAUGAUGAUGGCGAUGAUGGGGUUGAAAGCUCACUGAAGCUUAGAAAUUGGCAAAUGAAGAAAUUGGCUCGAGCUUUGAAAACUGGCCGCCGCAAAACAAGUAUAAAAAAUCUUGCUGCUGAGCUUUGUCUUGAUAGGGCUCUUGUACUUGAAUUGCUUCGAAAUCCUCCUCCAAAUCUUUUGAUGUUGAGUCUAUCAAUACCUGAUGAACCCCCAGCAACAGUAACAUCACUUGAAACAAAACCCAGCGAUAUUAUUCAUAAAGAAAUAAGUACAGAUCAUGUAGAAUCUGGACCCAGGGCUCAAGUACCUAUUCAUACCAUGCAACGUAGUUGGACUGCUCAGAAGAGAUUGAAAAAGGCCCACAUUGAUACUCUGGAGAGAGUUUAUCGGAGAUCAAAACGACCCACUAAUGCGAUGAUCAGUAGUAUUGUGCAUGUUACAAACAUUCCUCGGAAAAGAGUUGUUAAGUGGUUUGAAGACAAACGUGCUGAGGAAGGAGUUCCAGAUCGCCGUCUUCCUUACCAGCGCUCUGUUCCUGAAACUGCUUGAAGAUUUUAUAUUCGUUGAUUUGUUUUUAAGGAUGUAAGCAAUAUGAGGAAUCUUAUAAUUGUAUAAAAAGUAAUGUUUCUCACCAACCGUGGUCAUGCUUUUGGGGCGAGUUAUGUGAGGAAGUUGAGUAGUGAUGUAUGUUAUUAUUGGUUUGGUUAUGACAGUAAUUUUGGUCCUUUGAGUCCAGUCUCUAGUGGUUACAGGAUGGGGUUCUCUAUUUCUUUUGGUACAGUAGUCCUGUGUGCUAAAUUUCACUACACAACAUAAUUUAUAAAAGCUUUAGGCAAUGUUACCCAAAUGUCAAAGUAACACCUUAAGUUAAGACUGAAGAGAAAUAAAAGUUGUUUAGUCCGAAGU